ACGGGUUAAAACUAUCUUGAGCGAGAAACUUGGAACAAGCUACGAGAGCGAGGGAUCUCAAAUCACAUCUGCUUCACGACGUAAAUGCGUGAGCAGGGAGCACGCUGCUCGAGUGUUCGUCUUUCUCUUUACUUCCUUGUUUCUUCCUAUGUUCAAGGUUGAAAUCGUGACUCGUUCAAGUUCAACAACGCGGUUGCACGCACGCAACGGAUCUCGGUUCACAAACAACUCUUUCUCGUUCGUCGUUCUUUUCUCAUCUUCGUUGUUCGUACUCGCGGAACUCUUUGCGUUGUCAACUGUGACUAGAGCUAAGGUGGCGAACACAGUUACACUCGAUGGAUUCAUUCUCUUCAUACAUUGGAAUAUGGAUAUUCGAGUCGAUAUCUAUAUCCAUCUUCGAUAAGGAGUCAUGAUUUUAAUUGAGAAUCGUCGACUCAUCUUGAUCGAUUCUCGAUUCAUCGAGAUCCAUCUUAUUCAUCGAGAUCCAUCUUCCAUUCAUCACGCAAUUUGUCCCUUCCGCUGUUGCUGCCCUCUCGUCAACCGCACAGGUAUCGCUUUUUCGGCCCGGCAUCCCGGAUCGACCAACCACAAGUGCAGUGCGACACAAUGCCCACCACGACAUCAAGGAUUGCGACAAGACCACAAACAUCCUACUCUCACCGGCUGCACGCUUCGGCGGGGCAAAACGGUGGACACCUAGGCGAGGCACGGGAGGGGGCGCCCCAGGGCGGGGGUCCCCCAAACAGGUAUAGUUCUACUCUAUUUCCCUGUGGCGCUGCAUGGCAUGGAAUGCAAAAAUACAACGCUGGUCCCGGUGUUCUUCCUCCCCUCAAUUCCCAGGUCAACCGGCACUACACGGCCAACGGAUGGACCGGGCGGCCAGGGGACGACCGGGGCGGCGGCUGGCGAUGCCACGACGACUUCUACGCGCGGGACAUUGAUGCCGAUCGCCACUUGCCGGAGAUACGGAAUAACCGACUGCACGCGACAGCGGGGCAAAACGGUCUACACCUAAGCGACCAAGGGGCGGGGGCUCCCGGGUGCGGGGGCUCCCAGAACAGGUAUAAUUCAACUUCGCAUGGCUGUGGUCCUUUUUGGAAUGUCGAGGUCCACCACUCUCAUGCUGGCGCGUUUGCUUCCCUCCCCUACAACACCCAGGUCCACUACCACCAUGCGGGGCGAUCCAAUCCCGGGCGGUGGAACACGACCGCGCAACCGGCAACGUGGUGGUGACCGAGCGGAAAGAUUGGAAUACGACUUGCAAAGUCUGCUGAUCGACGAUCCGAGAUGAAAAGAGAAACAGAUGAUCUAAAAGCUAGCACGCUGCUGGCUCCAGCUGCGUCCAAAAAAAAAAGAAACAACUUGAAAUUUCGACUUUCGUAUGAAUCCAAUUGAUAUCUUGAAGAACAGGUUUAUUUUUGGGAUGAUCAAACUUCAAGACUUAUCCUGCUGACAUAGGAGCUACCAUUUUGGUGGCCCCAGCUGAGUUUAUUCAGAAAAAAGUAAUCUUGAAAUCUAGAUUUACUUUUGCCAAAAACAAAGAACUACGAUCGACGGAUCUAUUUUUUUUACUAAAAUGCUGUUGUUGGAUUUGAAUUUAGACGACUUGUUGACCACGAACAGAUAAAUCGUCUUGUUAUUAUUUCUCAUGAAUAGAUGUUUAUUUAAGUUUUUCAGUUUGAGUUGGUUCUGACAUGGAGGAUCACUACUGCGACAAAAAUGGGAUUGCAACGGAACUUUUAGGGCCUUGAACAUUUGACGCCAUGCCCUGGCAUG
Amoebophrya sp. A120 is the source of this 1776-nucleotide messenger RNA. The record is from the annotation of a GenBank genome assembly. NCBI's taxonomy places the organism in Eukaryota, Dinophyceae, Syndiniales, Amoebophryaceae.